UCUUCCGGCCUUCUUCCUGCCCGUGCCGGACUUGGCCGGCUCUCGCGAGAUCUGGCCCUCUUUCCUCCGCCGGCGCUCAAGCAGGAGAAGCCAUGUUUAGCUCGAGCGCCAAGAUCGUCAAGCCGAACGGCGAGAAGCCGGAUGAGUUCGAGUCGGGCAUCUCGCAGGCCCUACUGGAGCUGGAGAUGAACUCGGACCUCAAGGCCCAGCUGAGGGAGCUGAACAUCACGGCCGCCAAGGAAAUCGAAGUCGGGGGCGGCCGGAAAGCGAUCAUCAUCUUCGUGCCCGUGCCUCAGCUGAAAUCUUUCCAGAAGAUCCAAGUGCGGCUAGUGCGCGAGCUGGAGAAGAAGUUUAGUGGGAAGCACGUCGUGUUCAUCGCUCAGAGGAGAAUUCUGCCCAAGCCCACCCGGAAGAGCCGCACGAAGAACAAGCAGAAGCGGCCCAGGAGCCGCACACUGACGGCGGUGCACGACGCCAUCCUGGAAGACCUGGUGUUCCCCAGUGAAAUCGUGGGCAAGAGGAUCCGCGUGAAGCUGGACGGCAGCCGCCUCAUCAAGGUCCACCUGGACAAAGCCCAGCAGAACAACGUGGAGCACAAGGUGGAAACUUUCUCUGGUGUGUAUAAGAAGCUCACAGGCAAGGAUGUUAAUUUUGAGUUUCCAGAGUUCCAGUUGUAAAGAAAAAUGACUAAAUAAAGAAUGGCUCACAA
Molecule: messenger RNA, 709 nt
Organism: Ochotona princeps (American pika)
Lineage: Eukaryota; Metazoa; Chordata; Mammalia; Lagomorpha; Ochotonidae
Gene: RPS7
Product: ribosomal protein S7
Exons: 7
Coding region: 93-677 (194 amino acids)
Biological process (GO): rRNA processing; translation; ribosomal small subunit biogenesis
Cellular component (GO): ribosome; cytosolic small ribosomal subunit; small-subunit processome
Molecular function (GO): structural constituent of ribosome
Source: RefSeq, a predicted model, not a curated record